Messenger RNA from Cygnus atratus (black swan), 2672 nucleotides. It is a transcript of the gene TTC39B, whose product is annotated as tetratricopeptide repeat domain 39B. Bases 111 to 1865 code for a protein of 584 amino acids. NCBI's taxonomy places the organism in Eukaryota, Metazoa, Chordata, Aves, Anseriformes, Anatidae. Gene Ontology annotation, molecular function: protein binding. The record is from RefSeq and is a predicted model, not a curated record. The transcript is spliced from 19 exons.
GGCCGGGCCGGGCCGAGCCGAGCCGAGCGGGGGCGGCCGGGAGGCGUGCACCGGCGGCGGAGAGCGGGACUGGUGGCCGCCGUCAGCGCGGCGGGUAGUGGAGCGGGAACAUGGCGAGCGUCGGCAACGGCACGGAGGAGAACGGCGGCGAGGAGGAAAAUUUUGAAGAUGCCUUUGAAAACAUCCCUGUGGCAUCCAAAAUGGAUCUCAAGACUGCUCUGGAAGAAUGUUCAAUGGCACUGAAUUUAUUUCUAAACAAUAAGUUCUCUGAAGCCCUGGAAUUACUUCGUCCAUGGUCUAAAGAUAGUAUGUACCAUGCCCUUGGAUACAGCACUAUUUUAGUUAUGCAAGCUGCUAUGACCUUUGAACAACAGGAUAUACAAAUGGGAAUUUCUACAAUGAAAGAAGCUUUGCAAACCUGCCAAAGAUUCAGGAAAAGAAACACAGUGGUAGAGUCCUUGUCCAAUCUAGUUUCUAAACAGUCAGUGGAUCAGUUGAGUGAAGAGGAAAUGCAUGCUGAAAUCUGCUAUGCUGAAUGUUUACUGCAGAAAGCAGCUCUCACCUUUGUACAGGAUGAAAAUAUGAUCAACUUUAUCAAAGGUGGCCUCAAAAUUAGGACAAGUUAUCAAAUAUACAAAGAAUGUCAUCAGGUGCUACAGGUGACUCAGGGGAACAAAAGCAAAAAUGAAACUUAUCACCAAUUUGAAGGAGGAGUAAAACUUGGAAUCGGAGCAUUCAAUUUGAUGCUGUCACUUUUACCAGGAAGGAUCCUCCGACUUUUAGAAUUUAUUGGAUUUUCUGGCAAUAGGGAGUUAGGCCUCCAUCAACUACAGGAAGGUGCAUCUGGCAGCAGUUUGAGGGCCAUUUUGUGUACUUUCACCCUGCUGGUUUAUCAUACUUACGUCUCCUUAAUCCUUGGUACAGGGGACACCAACCUUGAGGAAGCAGACAGUCUCCUCGAACCCUACCUCCAGAAGUUUCCAAAUGGUUCCAUUAUUCUCUUUUAUGCUGCCAGAAUAGAUAUACUGAAAGGAAAUUUUGAAAAGGCACAGUUAACGUUCCAGGAAUGCAUAGCAGCCCAGCAAGAAUGGAAGCAGAUUCAUCAUCUCUGUUACUGGGAACUGAUGUGGUGCUACACAUUCCAGCAGAACUGGCUUCAAGCGUAUCGGUAUGCAGACCUGCUCAGCAAAGAGAACAGGUGGUCUAAGGCAAUAUAUGUAUUCCAGAAAGCAGCAAUUUUAUGUAUGCUUCCAGAGGAAGAUUUGAAAAGGACUGGUGAGGACAUUGUGUCUUUGUUCAGACAAGUGGAAGGUCUAAAACAGAGAAUUGCGGGAAAAUCUAUCCCAACUGAGAAGUUUGCAGUAAGGAAAGCUCGGCGCUAUGCAUGUUCUCAACCAGUGAAGCUGAUAUUACCUGCCUUGGAAAUGAUGUACGUUUGGAAUGGCUUUGCAAUUGUGGGCAAAAGAGCAGACCUCACUGAAAAUUUAUUGGUAACAAUUGAAAAAGAAGAAACUGCUCUACAAAACGAAACUAACCACAGUGAAUACUAUAUGGAUGACAUGUGCAUGUUGCAGCUACUGAAGGGUCUCUGCCUUAAACACUUGGGAAGACUCAUGCAAGCUGAACUGUGUUUCAAUCAAGUAAUUCAAAGUGAGAAGCAAAUAAAAUAUGAUAGCUAUUUGGUGCCAUUCACCAUGUAUGAAUUGGGUCUUCUGUACAAACAACAGGAUGAGAGAGAAAAAGCAGUAAGAUACAUAGAAACUGCAAAAAACAACUACAAAGAAUACUCCAUGGAGUCCAGGUUGCACUUCAGGAUUCAUGCAGCACUUGACAGCUUGAAAGUGUCGCCUGCUUCAACACCUUGAAUGAGGAGGGAUGCUUUUCAUGCAUACAAUGCAUACAAUAGUCUACACAAUGUUUUUGCAAUCUUUUUUAAAUCUUUGAAAAGAAACAAUAAUGAUUAUUUUCUGUCAUCUCUGAUUUGACGUAUGUCAUUCCUUUUGACUGUUCUUUUUCUGUAUGGCUCAUAUACUAUAUCUACGUGAUACUUUAAAUAAUACCUUAUAUUUUGUUUGAUAAAAAUAAUUUAAUAUUUGACCUGAUGGGGGAUAUUUAAAAAACAGUUGAUGGUGCAAUAAAGUUUAAUUCAAACACUUUAUUUUUUAUAAGAAAACAGAUGCUGGCUAUGCAGUGGAACUUGUGAUAAUUUCAGCCUUUUGUGAAGGUUUGAUUUUCUGCAGUACACUUGAGACCUUUUUGCCUCUGGAACAACAAUGCAAUGGCAGCAGAUAACCUUCAUCCAUAUUUGGCAUACCAGAUUCUGAAAUUUGUGUUCCAGAGGAAAAAAAUCAUCAUCUUUGACUUAAUUUCAUUUUGGGAACAAAAUGAAUUUGUCCGAAGUGCAAUAUUUUUAUUGUAUCUUUUAAAGUAAUGUUAAGCAGGGCUACAGGUGUAAAAUCUCUGCAGCUCUAUUUCACUUGAAAUAUGAGAUCACAGGGGACAUGUCUCAGUCACAGAGAAGCAGGGCUACUAGGGACAUUACAAGGUCAUCUAUUCUAUAUUACUGCCCUAAGGCAGAAUCAAGCCUUAUGUUAUUCCUCACAGGUACUUGUUUAAAUUGUUUAAUAACCAAAAAGCAAAUGGACUAAAACAACCAAAAAACAAAACAAAAA